AUGUCGAUGAGGAGUUGCUAUUCUUCUUCUCCUUUCCUCCGUGGGAUCUCUAGAGCGGCGUGGAGGCACGCGGUGGCCGGCACUCCGAGUCUGAGCGGCAGCCACAAUCUGUGCCACUUGCCCCUCCGGCCUCGCGUGCCGCCCAUCGCCCUCGGCCUUGCUGGACGCUUCUUCUCUUCCUCCUCAUCCAAAUCCAAGCGCUCCACCAAGAAAUCUGCCGCAAAGAAGGACACGCCGACGGGCUCUGCCGGCGGCGGCCAGUUCUAUGUCGUCCGCAAGGGGGAUGUCAUCGGCAUCUACAAGGACCUCGCCGACUGCCAAGCUCAAGUCAGCAAUUCGGUCUGCGAUCCUUCAGCGACCGUGUACAAAGGCUGCUCUCUGCGUAAAGAAACCGAGGAGUAUCUCGCAAAGCGUGGGCUAAAGAAUGCUCUGUAUUCGAUCAACGCAGCAGAUGCAAGAGAUGAGUUGUUUGAUGCUCUGGCUCCCUGCCCUUUCCAGCAGCCUGAUGGAAUUGCAUCCUCUGCUUUGGAAACCGGACCAUCAAAGAAGCAUCCCAAAGUCGCUGAACAGGAGCCGUUACCUGAUAGUCAUCUGUCCUGCAUUCUCGAGUUUGAUGGUGCUUGCAAAGGAAACCCUGGGAAAUCAGGUGCCGGCGUGAUAAUCAGGCGACCGGACGGAUCCGUGAUCGCUCACCUACGCGAGGGUUUGGGUAUUGCAACAUGUAAUGCCGCUGAAUAUCACGCAUUGCUCCUGGGGUUGAGGUAUGCUGCUAACAAGGGAUUCAAGUACGUUCGUGCUCAAGGCGAUUCUAAGCUUGUCUGUAACCAGGUCCAGGAUCUCUGGCGUGUUAGGAAUGAUAAUAUGGCUGACUUGUGCAAGAAAGCUAAGGAGCUCAAGGGAAAGUUUCUUCAGUUUCAGAUCAACCAUGCUUUGAGGAAAUUUAAUGCAGAUGCUGAUGCCCAAGCUAACUUUGCUGUUGAACUUCCUGUUGGUGAAGUUCAAGAGCAGACAAACUUCCCAUGCUAG
Messenger RNA from Triticum turgidum subsp. durum (durum wheat), 1026 nucleotides. The record is from the annotation of a GenBank genome assembly. NCBI's taxonomy places the organism in Eukaryota, Viridiplantae, Streptophyta, Magnoliopsida, Poales, Poaceae.